GUAGGGGGAAGGCCUGGCACGCUCCAGCCAACCAGGGCGUCACCUGCAGCUCGUCCCCCUGCCCGGGCUUGCCUCGAGCGCCCUGCCGCCGCCGGAGCGGGGAGGGUGUUGGGGGCAGGUGGAGCCGGGAGGGCCCAGCUGAGAAUUCAGGGUUGGGGGCUCAGAGGGCACUGCGGCUAGGAGCCCGUCAAAGCCUGUCGCCCACUGGGGCGAGGGCAGGUGGGAGAGCCUGGCCGUGCGUCGCGCGCUGGUUGGCCGGCUGACGCCCCAGUGCGCAUGCGCGUCCGAACAGCCCUGCGGGCGGAGCGACUGUCCUCCCUUCUGGUGUACUGGGUGGGAGGUGGAACUAGUCGGACAAAGCCCUCGCGUCGGACCCUUGCCAGAACUCAAUUAAUGGAUGCCUGGAAGUUGACGUACAUAUAUAUUCAGAAAUGUUUUGCCACCUGAGACCUAUGAGGAGGUUAUGUCUAGAGAAGAUAUUUCCACACUGGUUUCCCUUUUCAAGAGCUUUAUCGGGAGCUGAAGCAGUCAAUGCCUUGAGGCCUUUCUAUUUUGCAGUACAUCCAGAUUUCUUUGGACAGCACCCCGUAGAAAGGGAAAUCAAUGAAAAUUCUCUUAAAAGGUUAAGUGUCUACCUAGAAAACCUCCAGAAACCAGGCUUCAAGUCUUUGAAACCUACUCAGCUUACAUUUUAUGUAAGAGAAACAGAGCAGAGUUCCUCCGAUGGCCAGGAACCUUUUAGUACUUCCGGAUUUCGAGCAGUCAAAUUUACUUUGCACACCAGAGAUCUGCUAAGCACAGUGUUAUAUAUUCUCAACUCCUGCAGUUUAUCUGUUGAACAUAUCCAAAGCUUGAAUACUAAUGUGCAUACCCAGCCUCUCAAAGAAGCUAAAAGGAUGCCUGACAGGCCCAUCAAAUGGGACAAGUCUUAUUACUCCUUUACUGGAUUCAAGGACCCUGAUGAAGACCUUGAACAAGUCUCGAGAGUGGAAACAACUCUCACAUCCUGGUUAGAUAACAAUGGGAAAAGUGCUGUUAAAAAGCUAAAGAACAGUUUGCCACUUAGAAAAGAACUAGAUCGUUUAAAAGAUGAACUGUCUCAUCAAUUGCAACUCUCAGAUAUCAGGUGGCAGAGGAGCUGGGGCAUCGCCCACCGCUGUAGCCAGCUGCAUAGUUUAAGCCGCUUAGCACAGCAGAAUUUGGAAACACUUAAAAAAGCAAAAGGGUGUACAAUCAUAUUUACAGACCGUUCUGGCAUGAGUGCAGUGGGCCAUGUGAUGCUAGGAACAAUGGAUGUCCAUCACCACUGGACAAAACUUUUUGAAAGAUUGCCAAGUUAUUUUGACCUUCGGAGGAGGCUGAUGAUUUUAGAAGACCAAAUAAGCUAUCUUUUAGGUGGCAUACAAGUUGUUUAUAUUGAAGAAUUACAGCCAGUAUUGACACUUGAAGAAUAUUACUCUCUUCUUGAUGUGUUUUAUAAUAGACUGUUGAAAAGUAGGAUACUAUUUCACCCUCGAAGUUUGCGUGGUUUACAAAUGAUCCUUAACAGUGACAGAUAUGCUCCAAGCUUGCAUGAACUCGGGCAUUUUAAUAUUCCAACACUCUGUGAUCCAGCAAAUCUCCAGUGGUUUAUUCUCACCAAAGCUCAGCAGGCAAGAGAGAACAUGAAAAGAAAGGAAGAGUUAAAGGUUAUUGAAAAUGAAUUGAUACAGGCAUCAACAAAGAAAUUUUCUUUGGAGAAGUUAUAUAAAGAGCCCAGCAUUUCUAGUAUACAAAUGGUGGAUUGUUGUAAGAGACUUCUAGAACAAUCACUGCCUUACCUACAUGGGAUGCACCUCUGCAUUUCACAUUUUUACUCUGUUAUGCAAGAUGGAGACCUUUGUAUUCCUUGGAAUUGGAAGAAUGGAGAAGCCAUUAAGUAACACAAAAAUCUGUUUUAUUUUUUUAAGAGAUAAGAAAGGAACUUAAAUUAAAAAUAUUUAAAUCCACAAUUUGAUAUAACAGUAUUAUUUACAUAUCAUAAGAACAAAGUUUCUAACUGCUGCUUUAAAAGUAGACUUUUUUUAAAAAAUUAAUUUCUGCUAGGAGAGGUUUUAUAGGCCAGGCGUGGUGGCUCAUGCCUGCGGUCCCAGCUACUUAGGGAGGCUAAGAUAGGAGGAUCACUUGAGCCCAGGAGGCCAAGGUUGCAGUGGGCCCAGAUUGCACCAUUGCCCUCCAGCCUGAGCAACAGAACAAGACCUUGUCUCAAAAAAUAAUAAUGAUAAUUUAAAAUAAAUAACUAAUAAAAAGAUUUUAUAUCCCAGUCUUAUGAUGUUGGUUGGCAAGGCUAGAUAAAAAGAUGUUAGAAUGAAAGAACAUAUUUUUAGUGAUAUGUAAAUGAAGGAUUCUACAAUAGUCAUAUAUUUUUAUAUGAAUGAAUGUUGGGUUGGGCUGGAGAGGUAUGUGUGUGUAAAUAUAAAGGUCUCACAUUCAGAGUAUAGCUCUGAAAUAAUGGAACUCAUGUCUACAAUUCAACAUGCAUCUGUAUAGUUACAUCUCAUGUAAAUAUACACAGACAUAUUUUGCAGCCAGUAAUUGACAGUUAAUGUCCAAAACAGGUGAUUGAUAGGUAACAGAAAUUAGAUAACCACCAAUUUUGCCCAAGAGAAAGACUAGAAGGACUAAAAGCAGUUGAAUGUAUGGUACUGACAUUGUCAUAAGCAGUCUGAUAACCAGUUUAUUGAAACGUGUGCAUUAACAGAGAAUUUAAUUUUAAACCCAUAAUUUCUCCUAUCCAUUAAAAUAUUAUAAUUGUUAGUAGUAUGAAACCAACAGGAAAUGUUUUUUAAUCAUUUAGUGAGGUGAUUCAUUUGUUUCAUGGGCAAACACUAUCCAGGAAAAGCCUUGCUUGCCUGUUUCCCAAAGAGCUCUAAGAAAUAGAAUCAAGUGUAAAAUGGUUCAGACCAUUCAGGAUUUCUUGUCACUCUUCUCAACCCCGAUCUUCCUGUUAUUACUGAUGUUUGAAACCCUGUCAUUAGCCCCGGCCUGGUUAAAGCCCCUCAGAGUCACCUCUCAUUCAUAGCAAUAGAAUUCAACCCCAAGUGGUUGAUGGUGUCCCCAGCACAGCCGAGAGACCUGAUCUCUGGAUUCAGUGCUUUUAGCUCUUCGAGUUUACCCUAAGAUACCUUCGGGCAAUAUUUUUAACCAACCCAAAAGCUCUUCAGGUCAUUUCUGAAGAGGACAAGGUGAAUCUUGGCUUGGAACACCAUUUUUGGGCUCUUGCUGCUGAAUGAAUCAGAAAGGAAUUUUUUCUGAAGAGCAUUAGAAAGUAAAGGAGAUGUUAAAAUAAGUUCUUGAAGUAUGUUUUAUAUUUAUCUAAAACACUGAUUUUAAAAGUUUACAUUCAAAUGUGUAUUCAAAAGAAGUACUGAUUUGUAAUUAUUAUAGUUUGUGUGUAUCAUCCCUUUUAACCGUGCCUAACAACUAUACUUAAAUUUUGUUUUCUAGUGUAACAAAUGUUUCCCAUAAGAUUUUCUAGAGCCAAAUAAUGGGAGUGAAAAAUUCCUUAAGUGUUAUAUAAGAAAAUAUAUUAGAAAAUCAGGUUUGGAUUAUACGAUUUCUAAAAUAUACUAAUACAGAAUCCUCAGUAAUAUGUUUUGAAUUGGAUUUUUUCUCAGAACUGUUACAUAAUAAAUAAUACAUCAACCAGAUAACUGUUUUUUUCUUGUUACCCAACUGUUAUUAGUUUUGGAACUAUUGCAGUAUAAUAGGAAAUGAGAAGAAAUUGGUA
This is a messenger RNA of Pan troglodytes (chimpanzee), 3769 nucleotides long. RefSeq names its product T cell activation inhibitor, mitochondrial (gene TCAIM). The record is from RefSeq and is a predicted model, not a curated record. NCBI's taxonomy places the organism in Eukaryota, Metazoa, Chordata, Mammalia, Primates, Hominidae. Gene Ontology annotation, cellular component: mitochondrion. The transcript is spliced from 11 exons. Bases 432 to 1922 code for a protein of 496 amino acids.